CGUCACCACUCUCCUCCUCCCCCCUCGCUCUAAAAAAAAAAAUCCCCAAUUCCCUUCCCUCUCCUCCCCCUCUCUCUCUCCCCGGCGCCAAAAAGACGAAACCAUGGCAAUCUCGUAAAUAACCACCAAAUCACCGUCCAUUUCCCUGGCCCCUUCUCCUUCCUCCUCCUCCUCGAGUGGCGAUAUCGUAAUCCUCCGAUGGGGAACGCGAGCGCGAAGGAGGAACUCGAGAACGGGGACGAUGAUCCCUCGAUGAGAUCGGACGGCAGAGAUCCCGAGGGAUUCCCUCCUCCUCCGCCGCCGUCGUCGAUGAGGUCGCACGUGCGGAGGGCGCAGUCGGUGGACUCCAUGGGGAACACUCCCCCCGAUAGCCCCCGCCGAUCGAGAUCUCCCCUCAUGUUCGCUCCUCAGGUUCCUGUGGCUCCCUUGCAGAGGGCUACUGAUGCACCUCCAGUUUUUAAUCAAUUAUGGACGAAUGAAGCCUAUGGACCUUUGGAUGUCCCCAUUGAAAAAGGGAUCCCUACACUCAUUACAUGGAAUCUUGGUGGAAAGGAUGUCAAGGUAGAGGGAUCGUGGGAUAACUGGGCUUCAAGGAGGUCCCUUCAGAGGUCAGGCAAGGAUCACUCCAUUUUGUUGGUUCUUCCAUCUGGGGUCUAUCAGUACAAGUUCAUUGUAGAUGGGGAAUGGAGAUACAUUGCGGAUCUUCCAUCCAUAGCUGAUGAGUCAGGACGUAUUUCUAAUGUCCUUGAUGUCCAUGACUAUGUUCCAGAGAACUUAGAAAGUGUAUCAGAGUUCGAGCCUCCCCCAUCUCCGGACUCCAGCUACAGCCAGCCAUUCCCUGUGGACGAAGACUUUGCAAAAGAGCCACCGGCUGUUCCCCCGCAAGUUCAUCUCACUGUUCUUGGAGCCCAAAAUUCUGACGAGGAAACCCCCGAAAAGCCUCAGCAUGUCGUACUCAACCAUCUCUUCAUUGAAAAAGGAUGGGCUUCGCAAUCUCUUGUUGCCCUCGGUUUAACCCACAGGUUUCAGUCUAAGUAUGUAACCGUUGUUCUCUACAAGCCCACAGGGAGAUAACGGCGUGAACCACCAGAGGUUUUCCUUCUCAUGGUCAUUUUUGAGUACAUCACGUGCACAAGCUACGGAUUCUAUAGAUGCAAAACCAAAUGGAAUCAAAUUGUGAGCUUUGGCUCAAUGGUGUUUUCUUGUUUCCUUGGCUUUCUGUAUGAUGUAAGAGAGAAUAUGUAAUGCUAGUCUUAGAGUUCCAGUGAGUUGGGAAAAGCAAAUGCCUAUUGAUCAUCGUAGCAGUUUGUUUUGCUCCUAUUAUUUGAAGCGAAGAGAUCUUUUGAAAGGGUGAAGCUGAGUUCUUGUCAUCCCCUUUUUUUUUUUCGGUUUUGAGUGCUGGAAAUAAUUAUGUGAUGGAUAAUUACAUGUAAACAGCCAGUUUUUUAAUAGCAUAUUUCGUCUCUUUUUUACUUUUUGUCA
This is a messenger RNA of Asparagus officinalis (garden asparagus), 1482 nucleotides long. RefSeq names its product SNF1-related protein kinase regulatory subunit beta-1. Bases 199 to 1074 code for a protein of 291 amino acids. The transcript is spliced from 4 exons. The record is from RefSeq and is a predicted model, not a curated record. Gene Ontology annotation, molecular function: protein binding. NCBI's taxonomy places the organism in Eukaryota, Viridiplantae, Streptophyta, Magnoliopsida, Asparagales, Asparagaceae.